Messenger RNA from Lineus longissimus, 1342 nucleotides. RefSeq lists its product as uncharacterized. The coding region runs from base 167 to 1342 and encodes 391 amino acids. The transcript has 5 exons. The record is from RefSeq and is a predicted model, not a curated record. Lineage: Eukaryota; Metazoa; Nemertea; Pilidiophora; Heteronemertea; Lineidae.
UGCAAUGGUUCGGAAACAUGCAAGCAUUUAUCUAGCAGAUGUUUCAAUGUUAUAAAACGUUCAUUAUUGUUUCAGGUUCAACAAUAUCAUCUGUACUACAGUCCAUUUUAUCCAGUGAGUUUAUCCUCUUUCAAAUUGAUUAUUUUCAUCAGCAUCAAGUGCAAUCAUGCCAAGGAAGAGUGUUAAACUUUCGACGACUGCAGAGUCACACAGCAAACCAGACGAUGAAGAGGUUUUAGACUUGCCACACAAGAUGGCUGAGAGUAAUGAUGAACCAAAGGCAAGCAGCAGCCAAGCGCCUCCUCAGCCAUCAACACCGUCAAAACUUCAGACUAGCUCAAAGACUCCACAGAAUACCCUUGUAGAGGGAUAUGUCCAGGAAGUCACAGAUAUUGCAACUUCUCAAAAAGGAAACAAGUAUUUACGUGCCCAACUACAGACAGGCCCCCAUGAAUACAAGGAACUGGUGUGCUUCUCACCAUCCCCAAAGAAACAACAGGAAUUACUAAACAUGCAAAACAAUAAGAAGGCUGUCAAAAUUUUAAAUUUUUCACAUGAUAAACAAAACCCAACUAAAAUUCUAUGCAAUGACACCUUGACAUUUGAAAACGCCUCCCCAACAUUUCCCUUCACACCCAAAAUCAACACACCUCCCCCAGUUUCAACAAUUGCGCAAAUUAAAUCCAUUGAAAAUAAAUCCUUAGUAACUGUAGACGUCCGCAUCAUGGAAAAAUUAGAAACUAAAACAAUCACCACUCAUUACAACAAAGAACUCCAAAAAACAACAUUUACAGCUGCAGACACAACUGGAUCCAUCACUCUAUCUACAUGGGAUGAAAACACAAACAAACUGACUCUAGAUAAAUCUUUUCGCAUAAUGGGGGGGACAAUAGAACCAAAUUACGGGGGCCAAAUUAACACAGACAAGCAAACAACAUUUCAAGAAAUCCAACAAAUCAACAAUGUAUUACACACACCUACAAAGACAACUGUUGAAGGUGAAAUUGUUGGGGCUGAAUUAACCCCUUACAAUGCAUGCCCCUUGUGCAAACAGCAAAUAACGGACAAUACCCUGCUCAUCCCCAAAUUCUGCCGAUGCCCGUCUUGCAGCCUCAAAUUUAAAUCCGAAAAUAUUUACAAUCGUCUAAGUGCGAAACUUCAAAUCAAGCUAGACGGUCAAAAAAAUUUGAAAUGUACAGCCUCACAAGAUUCGCUAAAAAACAUUCUAGAUACUAUCAUCUCUGCUGACCUCGAGAUCAUUGAGGAAUUCCUCCUUGAUCUGGGCAGAGCAGCAUUUUCACUAAAUUCAACCAACCAACUGCUCCAAAUUCAAACAAUUUAA